Molecule: messenger RNA, 2150 nt
Organism: Cannabis sativa
Lineage: Eukaryota; Viridiplantae; Streptophyta; Magnoliopsida; Rosales; Cannabaceae
Exons: 7
Coding region: 586-1749 (387 amino acids)
Molecular function (GO): DNA binding
Source: RefSeq, a predicted model, not a curated record
UAUAGAUUUUCGUAAAAAUAUAAAAAAGAAAAAAAAUUGUUUUAAAAUGUAAAAACAAAAAUACCCUUAAUAUAUAUAUAUAUAUAUAUAAAAUAAAUAAGAAAAUAUAUUUCAUAUUUUAAAAUUAUUACAAUUAACCUAAAAUGUAUAGAGAUAAUAUCAAAAAAACAAGGUGCAUGAACUAUAUAGUAUUAUCAUUACAUACGUUACCUUUAAUGGAAGAAAAAAAAAGGUGCAAUAUUUUCACAUCUAUUUUUUAAUUAUUUAAAUAUAUAUAUAAUGACAGCAAAUUAACACCUGCUAAUAUUAUAUAUAUAUAUUUAUUUAAAAAAAAUCAAAGUAACGGUUGUUAAUUUUUUUUCACCUCUUCUAUGAAACGAUACAUACGUAGACACAUACAUGGUAAUAUUACAUUAACACCAAAUACCAUUUAUACACAUACAAGUGGCCUAUAUAUAUGUAUAUAUUUAUAUAUAUAUAACACUCUUGUACUCACUCAUUUCACUCAUUGUUUUUUCUCUUUCUCUCUAGAUCUUUGUUUUUGUCUCUUUUCAUCUUCUUCUUUUUUCUUAGCCCUAGCUAGUAAUGGAGAUAGUUGAGAUUAUUUACAUAUAUAUUGAUGAGAUUUUUCCACCAAAACCCAAACCAAAAGAAUUAACCAAUAAUUUGUUUGGACAGAUUUUUGUGCCUGAUGAUGAUGAUGAUGAUGAAGAGAAGAAGAAAAAUGGGUUUUGUAUUAAUCGAAACAAGUUUUUAUCGGUCACUUAUUUAAGACAAAUAAGUGUUGGGGUGUAUGAACCAGUCUACACACUGAUUCAACAAGCAAAUUUAAACAAAUAUCUUCUGAAACCAUAUGAAUCAAAUUUUGAGUUGCAAAUAUGUUUGCAUGAAGAUGCUGAAGAAGACAUCCAAAAUGAUGAUUUUUCGUACUCUGAAAACUAUGCGAUUGAAGCAUUCCCGCUAUCUUAUCAACUACCAGUGGCAAUGGCGCCUCCUCCUCCGAUCCCAACUGCCCUUCGAAAGGGCAAGCGAUGGAGAGCACCAAGACCUUAUGUGAUGAGGAAGAAAAAGAAUAUGCAACAUUCUGCAAAGGUUGCUAAACUUGAAAAAGAAAUCAAUUGGCUCCAAGAUUGGAUUAUUGAAGCUAGACCUCGCAAAGAUGGCAUUAGACAUGAUUAUUAUUACUACCAUAAAGCAUCGGGUCAAAGGUGUCGAUCAUUGGUUGAGGUUUAUAGUUUCCAUUCUUAUGGAUAUCUCCCGAGAAAAUCUGAUCCAAUCCAAUCUAAUCCAUCUACAGUAAUGCUAGAACAGUUGGAACAAAAGCCAGAACCAGAAUCAGAACCGAAAUCAGAACAUGUUAUGAUGAAGAAAACCAAUAGGAAGAAAAGGAGUUUUGAUGACUAUUCUUCUAGUCAUGAAUUAUAUCCAAUAAAUGAAAAUAAUGAUCUUGUUGAAACUUCUUCAUCAUCAAUUAUUGAUGAACCACCAAUGUCUAUUGAAGAAUUUCUUAGAGAUUCUUAUAAUAAUCUCAUGAAUACACCUCCUAGCCCAAACUCAUCAUCUGAGUCUACACACAUGGAUAAAAAAUAUGUUGAAGACUUUCUUAGAGAUUCAUAUAAUAAUCUCAUCUAUAGCAUUCCUGCUUCAAUGCAAAAAUCAUCCAAAGGGUAUAAGAAGAGGAGAGUUGCUCGUGAGAAGAAGAGUAGUGAAGAAAAAUCAGUCCCUAUGGAUAUAAUAGUGAUUGAUUAAAGGGUCCAUUUGUUUGCACUUAAUGAAAAUAUAUAUCUGAUUCAGUCAGUUCUGAAAGAUGUAUAUUUCGAUUGGUGAACGAUGUCGUUUUUAGUUUUGUUUAAGUUAUUUCGAACUUAAUGUUUUUAGUUUAUUUGAAUAAUUCAAAAGUGGAUGGUUUUAUAUUAUUAUCAUAUAAUCAAUAAAAUAUUUAUCGUGUUUGUCAUUCUCUCAAAACCAAAAUUACAUACAAAGAAUUAUUAAAAGUAAAAAUAUUUAAAAAAGAAAUGGAAAAGCUUUCUGUUCUCUUGUGGUCAGGGCCGGCCCUGAAACAAAGUGGGCCAUAGGGGAAAAAAAAAAUUUUGGGCCCUUAUGUUAGAAAAAAUGUGGUAUUUUUCAAAAUUGGUAAAAAAAAAUUUAUA